Molecule: messenger RNA, 207 nt
Organism: Parascedosporium putredinis
Lineage: Eukaryota; Fungi; Ascomycota; Sordariomycetes; Microascales; Microascaceae
Source: the annotation of a GenBank genome assembly
AUGGCGCUAAGGUGCCAGACCUUCAUCGCGUAUUAUAAAGAUUCACAUCCUAGCGACGCCGCCACAAAUAUAGCAGUUAAGAAAAUCUUGGGCAGUAUAGAAUUCGACAUGAAACAACGGGAUUCCGAGUACAUCAUCUACACCGAGAAGAAGCUCCCUGCAGCUACCGUAGAGCGCCUUAGGCAGGCGAUCAACGGAAACAUGUAA